Fusarium keratoplasticum is the source of this 1173-nucleotide messenger RNA. RefSeq lists its product as uncharacterized. Lineage: Eukaryota; Fungi; Ascomycota; Sordariomycetes; Hypocreales; Nectriaceae. The record is from RefSeq and is a predicted model, not a curated record. Bases 1 to 1173 code for a protein of 390 amino acids. The transcript has 7 exons.
AUGGCUCGAGGAAGGAAGCCCACGAAGAAGGCUACCGCGCAAACUAAGCGAAAGCUGAAGCAAGAGACCACUAUGGGCCCCGAGGUCAAAAUCGAGCAAGAAGCCCUGACGGCCGAUUUCCCGCUAUUCCCCGGUUUCUUCGACCACGACCAGGACGCUGAAGGCCAAGAAGAGUUUACUACCGUGGCUGAUUCCCUAUCCUUGAAGGGUCAGGUGUGGCCAGGAAUGGGCAAGAUGGAUCUUGCCAAUGACGAGAUGAGACGCACUCGCAAUCAGCGUAAGCCCAAAUCUGUCAUCGACAAGAUGAAAAGGGCUUCUGAGGGCAUCGUGCCAAAUCAAGUCAUCAUGACGCCUGACUUCAAGGUAGAGAGGGUGAAGGAUGUUUACGACGACAGCUCAUCCCCUAUCCCGGGUCAAGAGGAAUCGACUCCACCACGCAAAGUUCCAAAGCCAAGGCGCAAGAAGGCCACGCCUCUUACUGAGGUUUCGGCCAACGUCCCUAAACAGCGGCGAAACACUGCCCGUGGUCUGAAGUCUAUCACGGGAAAGAGGGCUGAAGUCAUGCCAACGAUUGAAGGCCAGGACGAUUCUGGCACAGCAACUUCGCCAUUCCACUUUCGACAUGGUCACGAUGUUUUUCGUGAUGACGAUGGACACCUAGGGCCGUUUGGUGGCCAGCCCCUUUCCUCUACUCUCAAUGAUAGAAGGUUUGAUCUACGUGAUCGACAUGGAAUGCGCUCAAUGAGCACGACUCCCUCCAACCUUGUCUCUCCGACUCCUCUCGCGAGAGACCUCCCACGGCACUUUACCUCCAGGGAUGGAACCAGUUCGCUUCGGCCAGAGUCGUUCCCACCGGGCUCCUUCGGCCACAUUGAAGCUACGUAUGCGAUGAAAGAUGCAGCCAUCUACAAUGCCUCGCCAAGACUUCCUUUCACCGUUCCUGCUCACAACCAGUUCCACGGGAUUAACCAGGAGCAUUUUCGUUUCUCGUCAGACAACAUGUUCCAUAUGAAACAAGAGGAUUACGCUGGAUCUAUGGCUGGGGACUCAACUCAAGGAACUAACGACAGUCCCUUUACCAGCAUUUCUGGCGCCAACCCCCUUUUUUCUCAAGAUCGGAUCUCCAAGUACAUCGUUCUCCACGCUAUCGUUCUCCCCAAUCAACCGGCCUAG